Messenger RNA from Pteronotus mesoamericanus, 1977 nucleotides. It is a transcript of the gene PMEL, whose product is annotated as premelanosome protein. Lineage: Eukaryota; Metazoa; Chordata; Mammalia; Chiroptera; Mormoopidae. The transcript has 11 exons. Gene Ontology annotation, biological process: melanosome organization. Gene Ontology annotation, cellular component: plasma membrane; melanosome. The record is from RefSeq and is a predicted model, not a curated record. Bases 28 to 1977 code for a protein of 649 amino acids.
GCCUUUGGUUGCUGGAAGGAGGACAGAAUGGAUCUGGGGCCGAAAAAAUGCUUUCUCCAUGUGGCUGUGAUGGGUGCUCUUCUGGCUGUAGGGACCACAGAAGGAUCCAGAGACCAGGAUUGGCUUGGUGUCUCAAGGCAGCCCAGAACUAGAGCCUGGAACAAGCAGCUGUAUCCAGAGUGGACAGAAAUCCAGGGAGCUGACUGCUGGAGAGGUGGCCAGGUAUCCCUGAAGGUCAGUAAUGAUGGGCCUACGCUGGUUGGGGCAAAUACCUCCUUCUCUAUCUCCCUGCACUUCCCUGAAAGCCAAAAGGUGCUGCCAAAUGGGCAGGUCAUCUGGGCCAAUGACACCGUCAUCAAUGGAAGCCAGGUGUGGGGAGGACAGCCAGUGUAUCCCCAGGAACCUGAUGAUGCCUGCAUCUUCCCUGAUGGGAGGGCCUGCCCAUCUGGCCCUUGGACUCAAAGGAGAAGAUUUGUUUACAUCUGGAAGACUGGGGGCCAAUACUGGCAAGUUCUAGGGGGCCCGGUGUCUGGGCUGAGCAUUGGAACAGACACAGCAGCACUGGGCACACACACCAUGGAAGUAACUGUCUACCACCGCCGCCGGGAAUCGGAGAGCUACGUGCCCCUUGCUCAGUCCCGCUCAGCCUUCACCGUUACUGACCAGGUGCCUUUCUCCGUGAGUGUGUCCCAGCUGCAGGCCUUGGAUGGAGGGAACAAGCACUUCUUGAGAAAUCAACCUCUGAUCUUUGCGCUCCAGCUCCAUGACCCCAGUGGCUAUUUGUCUGGAGCUGACCUCUCUUACACCUGGGACUUUGGAGACAGUACUGGGACCUUGAUCUCUCGGGCACUUGUGGUCACUCACACUUACCUAGAGUCUGGACCGGUCACUGCUCGGGUGGUGCUUCAGGCUGCCAUUCCUCUCACCUCCUGUGGCUCCUCUCCAGUUCCAGGCACCACAGAGGGGCGUGUGCCAACUGAAGAGGCCCCUGGCACCACAGCUGGGCUCGUGCCUACAGCAGAAGUUGUAGGUACUACACCUGGUCAGGUGCAAACUGAAGAGCCCUCUGGAACCACAGCUCUGCAGGUGCCAACCACAGAGGUCAUAGGUACUAUACCUGUGCAAGUGCCAACUGCAGAGGGAAUAGGGACCACAUUUGCAGAGAUGCCAACUGCACAGGCUGUAGGUACAACCCCUGAAGUGUUAACUGCAGAGACCUCUGAAACUGCAGUUGUACGGGUAGCAACUACAGAGUUGGUGGAGACCACAGCAGGAGAGGUACCCACACCUGAGCCUGAAGGUCCAGAUGCCAGCCCAUUCAUGCCUACAGAAGAUACUACAGGCUCCCAGAGUCCCGUGUCAGAUGGCACAGCCACCUUAAUCCUGGUGAAGAGACAAGUUCCCAUGGAUUGUGUUCUGUAUCGAUAUGGUUCCUUUUCCCUCACCCUAGACAUUGUCCAGGGUAUCGAAAGUGCUGAGAUCCUGCAGGCUGUGCCCUCCAGUGAAGGGGAUGCAUUUGAGCUGACUGUGUCUUGUCAAGGCGGGCUGCCUGAGGAAGCCUGUAUGGACAUAUCAUCACCGGGGUGCCAGCCCCCUGCCCAGCGGCUUUGCCAGCCUGUGUCACCCAGCCCAACCUGCCAGCUGGUUCUACACCAGGUACUGAAGGGCGGCUCAGGGACCUACUGCCUCAAUGUGUCUUUGGCUGAUGCCAACAGCCUGGCAAUGGUCAGCACCCAGCUUGUUAUGCCUGGUCAAGAAGCAGGCCUUGGGCAGGCUCCCCUGUUCGUGGGCAUCUUGUUGGUGUUGAUGGCUAUGGUGCUUGCAUUUCUGACAUACAGGCGCAGACUUAUGAAGCAGGGCUCUACUGUGUCCCUUCCGCAGCUGCCACACGGUAGCACCCACUGGCUACGUCUGCCCCGGAUCUUCCGCUCUUACUCCAUUGGUGAGAGCAGCCCCCUCCUCAGCGGACAGGUCUGA